Molecule: messenger RNA, 1447 nt
Organism: Lytechinus variegatus (green sea urchin)
Lineage: Eukaryota; Metazoa; Echinodermata; Echinoidea; Temnopleuroida; Toxopneustidae
Gene: hypk
Product: huntingtin-interacting protein K-like
Exons: 4
Coding region: 80-418 (112 amino acids)
Biological process (GO): negative regulation of apoptotic process; protein stabilization
Source: RefSeq, a predicted model, not a curated record
GAUCAUCACAUGUGUUACUUGUAUUAAUCGCGACGACGCCGGGCCUUGUGACUACGACUUUACUCAAAAGAGAAGAGAAAUGGAAUCGGAAGAAGUGGAUAAGAAUGCAGCAAAUGCAGCCCCUAAAGCCAAAGAACAUGCACUUAUUGCUGCAGAUUUAGAGAAAGUUACAGACUAUGCGGAAGAAAAUGUUAUAUCGGGGCAAGAUAUGAGCAAUGCCAUUGCAGCAUUGAGUGGUGACAGAACAAAAGAAGUAGAAAAGGCCGAAAGAGAAAAGGAACUGGCCAAGGUGACAAUAAAGAAAGCGGAUGUUGACCUAAUAAUCCAUGAAAUGGAAAUCUCAAGAUCUGAAGCAGAAAGAAGUCUGAGGGAAAACAAAGGAGAUCCUGUUCAAGCAUUGCUUCAGCUUGUCAACUGAAAUUAUAUAGACUUUCCAUGAACUUUAUGUGUACUUACCUGACAUGGAUUGUUGGAAGGAAGUGUGAGUCUCUUGACCUAGGUGAUGUUGAUGAUUCUUUGGUCAGUUUUGUGAUACUCCAAGGACCAAACAUCAAAAGUACAACCUAAUCUGAUAUCAUAUGUAGAUUGCAAUGCAAUUCAUGUGUCUCAGAUGAAACAAUUCUAAGCAUAUCUUGUUCUACUGUACUACAGCAAGAUGAUGAUAUGCAGAAAAAUACUUUGGUGUCUGCAUCAUAUGAAAGCAGUAGUGACGUAACUUUCUUAUCAAAGAGUUGGGGGGGGGGGGGUUGAGCUAUUGUUUAUGUUCAAUAUUUUGCCCUUCCUAGGGUUUUUUUUUUCUGAUCAGAAUUGAAACUUAUGCAGAUUUAGUGUGAUUAUGUGUUAUCACAUUCACAGUGGGUAAUGGUGUUAUCUAGGAAGACAGUGCCAAAUGCAAGUGCUAAAAUUACUUUUCUUCCAACAUCUGACACUAGGGGCAAGGGCAAAACACACCCUCCUUCCAAAUUUUGACAUUGUCAUCUUAUUCACAUCAUUAAAUGACCCACAUGAACACUUCAAAAAUGUUUAAAGACUUUUUAUAAGACUGGUAGUGGUAGGUCGAAGUCUAUCUUGAGUAAUGGGCCAUGGGCAUUGUAUUGCUGCUGAUAUACUACAUGUAUUAUGUUAAAAUGACAUCUACAGUUAGAUUAACAGACUUCUAUUAAUUAUUUUGAAACUGUGGUGAAUACCCCUACAUAAAAAUGCUUUUCAUUGUUUUUCUUCCGUUUUGUAUUUUGAUUUUGAAAGGCAUAUGCUUGCACAAGACAAGAGCUUUCUUCAUACUAAGUAUUCAAUAUUUCUCAAAACCCUUCAUAUUUUAUAGUCUGAAAAUUUGCUUGUAAAAUUGCCAUGAAGACUGACCUAUGUAAAGUGUAAGGGUUAACUUAUUUUACAAAAAAAAAAAUUACUGAGACUACAUAUUUUUUCUUUUUUUGUCUCGCCCAGCAGA